GCAAAGGAAAAGCGGAGGGGGAAAAAGUGAGGGAGGAAAGGCAAGGCGGCAGCGCCCCUACCCAGCCAAGCAAAAAGCCUCCCCCACCCCUCGUCCGUUUUAAAACCGCAGCCGCUCCUUCCCACUUCCCCUCUCCUUCCACUCCGCCGGUCCACCCACCCGCAUAACCGCAAGAGCCACACGCCCCCGCGCACCCACCAAACCAAAGGGGAGAGCAGCCCGCCGCCGCGCGAGCAGCGAGCGACAGGCGGCGACGAUGGCGGCGGCAGGAGGAGGGACGCGGGAGGAGAUGGUGUACAUGGCGAAGCUGGCGGAGCAGGCGGAGCGGUACGAGGAGAUGGUGGAGUUUAUGGAGAAGGUCGUCACGGCGGUGGGGGCAGGGGAGCUCACCGUCGAGGAGCGCAACCUGCUGUCCGUCGCCUACAAGAACGUCAUCGGCGCGCGCCGCGCGUCGUGGCGCAUCGUCUCCUCCAUCGAGCAGAAGGAGGAGACCCGCGGCGCCGCGGGCCACGCCGCCGCCGCCAGGGGGUACCGCGGCCGCGUCGAGGCCGAGCUCUCCAACAUCUGCGCGGGAAUCCUGCGCCUCCUUGACGAGCGCCUCGUCCCCGCCGCCGCCGCCGUCGACGCCAAGGUCUUCUACCUCAAGAUGAAGGGCGACUACCACCGCUACCUCGCCGAGUUCAAGACCGGCGCCGAGCGCAAGGACGCCGCCGACGCCACCCUCGCCGCAUACCAGGCCGCCCAGGACAUCGCCAUGAAGGAGCUGCCGCCCACGCACCCCAUCAGGCUGGGCCUCGCGCUCAACUUCUCCGUCUUCUACUACGAGAUCCUCAACUCGCCGGACCGCGCGUGCUCGCUCGCCAAGCAGGCCUUCGAUGAAGCCAUCUCGGAACUGGAUACUCUUGGGGAGGAGUCAUACAAGGAUAGUACCCUGAUCAUGCAGCUUCUUCGUGACAACCUCACGUUGUGGACUUCUGACAUGCAGGAUGACGGUGGUGAUGAAAUGAGGGAUGCAAGCAAGCCCGAGGAUGAGUAGUAGCCAUCGAUCCAAGUGACUGCCAUCUCUAUCUCUUAACCCUUUGGGUAGUCGUGAUGCUUGUACAAGGACCAUUUUCGUUGUGUCCUUUAUCAUCGGGUCUGCUUACCUUUCCUUUUGUUAUAUUGCUAUAUUGUUAUCCCCAUGUAUUGCUUUACUUUCCUCCUGGAACCCUGUUAGUGUGUGGGGGAGAAUAACCUAAGCCUGCCUUUUAACUAGUACAAGGAUUGUCAACUCUUAUGUACUAUGAUUGAAUGGUUAUGCAUGUUCCAUAUAUAUCCAGCAAAUCCUAAUGAUGGCUUAGGUUGUGGAUU
Messenger RNA from Setaria italica (foxtail millet), 1350 nucleotides. RefSeq names its product 14-3-3-like protein GF14-A. The record is from RefSeq and is a predicted model, not a curated record. Gene Ontology annotation, biological process: signal transduction. The transcript has 4 exons. NCBI's taxonomy places the organism in Eukaryota, Viridiplantae, Streptophyta, Magnoliopsida, Poales, Poaceae. Gene Ontology annotation, cellular component: cytoplasm. The coding region runs from base 257 to 1036 and encodes 259 amino acids.